Eremothecium gossypii ATCC 10895 is the source of this 201-nucleotide messenger RNA. It is a transcript of the gene SLO1, whose product is annotated as Slo1p. The coding region runs from base 1 to 201 and encodes 66 amino acids. Lineage: Eukaryota; Fungi; Ascomycota; Saccharomycetes; Saccharomycetales; Saccharomycetaceae. The record is from RefSeq and is marked provisional. The transcript has a single exon.
AUGGACGCAAGGGGGCCGAGCGAUAAGGAUAUGAACAAAUACCAAGAUGAACUGCUAUUCCAACGCGGACAGCUUGAAGCUUUGUUGGAAAGAGCUACUAGGCAAAAAUCUAUGUGUGAUCAAUUGAAACAGGAAAACAUAUCCCUUCGAGGGUACGUGGAGAAUAUACUUGCUUCUGAGAAUAAUAUGGGGAGUAGAUAA